AUGGAUUUGGGGAACGGAACAGUCGUAACGGUUACGCAGGCCGUUAUGAUGGUCGCAAUCUUCAAUAACGCAAGCUGGGACUUGCUCAAGACUGUGGAUUGGGCCGCCGUCAGUGCCGAAACUGGGCAUACCUCGAGCAAAAGUGCUCGUGACACUUUUACAAAACGUUGCGGCCGUAAGGGUUGGUUGGAAGGAGGAGUGACUAUUCUUCCUGCUGGUGGUGGUCGUGGUGCCCGUGGUGCUUCUGGCGCUUCUGGCGCCACUGUUGCCCCUGCAGCCACCCCUGCAGCCGCACCUCCCGCUGGCCCUCCCGCUGCUGUGCCGGCUGUGGCGCCCGCUAUCAACGCCGUCCCCGCCACGGGACCCACUACCACUCUGGCCCCCGCACUCCCUGCCGCUGCCGCUCCGGCUCCGGUCCCGGCCCCGGCUUCUCUCCCUGCUCCGGCCCCUGCGCCGCGCCGCCGCCGUGCCAGAGGAAUUCUUCGCAGAGCUCUUUGGGGUCGCAUUUUGAGGAGACGUGCUUCUAGGCGCUAA
This is a messenger RNA of Daldinia decipiens, 534 nucleotides long. RefSeq lists its product as uncharacterized. The coding region runs from base 1 to 534 and encodes 177 amino acids. The transcript is spliced from 3 exons. The record is from RefSeq and is a predicted model, not a curated record. NCBI's taxonomy places the organism in Eukaryota, Fungi, Ascomycota, Sordariomycetes, Xylariales, Hypoxylaceae.